This is a messenger RNA of Zootoca vivipara (common lizard), 2124 nucleotides long. Lineage: Eukaryota; Metazoa; Chordata; Lepidosauria; Squamata; Lacertidae. The record is from RefSeq and is a predicted model, not a curated record.
CUUAGCGCUGCUCAGUUGUCUCCUUUCUACCGGGAGGCAAAGAUUUGCUGCUUUGUGAAAACUGUGAAGCCAGCCAGCCAGCCAACGUUUGAUGCAAUAUUUGCACACGUCUUGGAUGCCGGAUUUUGUGUGGAAUUUUGCUACUUUCACCUGCUGAUGCAAGAAGAAAAUGCCCUUUAAAUGUUUUCAAAAGCGUUCCCUUAACAAAUCCGGGCUUUCGGAUUCCUUAAAUGGCCAGCGCUGGCGUUUCCUGAAAAAUGGCUUGGACGAUUUCAGGAGCGGCUUCCCUCCUCCUUGUGACAACAUUGUCAUCCAACGCCCAAAGGAGCUCACCCCUAUUAUUCUCCCUAGUAAACCUGAGGACCCGGGCAAAAUGCAACAGAGGGCCAAAAGGAUGCUAACCAAGCCCCAGACGAAGACCUCCAAAAUCAGCCCAAAUCUGCAAGCCAGAAGGGACUACAUUGCUCAGAUUGAGUAUUGCCUUAGCCAGCACCCCUUAGCACUCUACCCUCACCUGGAAGAAAGCAUCCCCCCAGAGCUUUUCAAGGAAGUUCUAAGCAUCCUGGACCCAGAGAUGCUUCCGAUGAAUGAAGACGUUGUUGCUGAUGCUGACAUUACACAGGAGCACCCAGUUCCCUCUGCAGUUCCGUCUCGGUUGGAGGACAAAAGAAAGAAGCAAUCGCGGGCCAAGCUCAUUGGCUGCAAGGAUCCCAAAGGCAAGGACCCUUACAAGUGGUUCACUAAAACGGAAAUAGCAGCAAGAGAGAGGGAGGCCAGGAUGAAUUAUGUUCCUUCCCUCGGUGAGAAUGUGAAACAAGCUGCGAAGGAGUUCUGCAGGUGGUUUGAUUCUCUGGGUGGAGAGAAAUAUGACAUUGAUGAAGCCACCAUUAUAAGCCUCUUUGAUACAAAUUUCAAGACCAAGCCCCCGUUGUCUGGUCCGAUAUACGUUGAGGAGCUGAACUAUUUACCCGCUGAGUUGCGGAAGUAUGUAGGGAUGCCAUCUCCCCAGGCUACCCUGAAAAGCGAUGCUCAGCAAGGUAGCCAUUCCAAGGGAUCUUGUCAAUCCAAGUCUGAGAAGACCAGGUAUGGUGCCUGGUACCUGGACCCAAAGAGUUGGAAGAAACAGAAACCUUUAGAAGAUCCAAAAGCAAAAGACAGAAGCUCCAGGAAUUCAAAGAGAGCAUUGGGUGAAAAGGAUAUGGAUAUCCUGCAGCUUCAUGGAACGUAUGCUUUUAAGGAAUUCCUUGAAGGAAAAGGCUACCGGAUCCCAGAUGUAAGGCUUGAACACACACGUUUAUUAUCAGUGAUCAAUAGCAAGUUCGGUUGCUCGCUUUCUAUAUAUCGAGGCAUUGUUUUGGAGGCCAGAAAAAUGCUUCUGGAAACCAGUCCCUGGGAAUCCCAAGUCAGGACAGCAGUAUUUAUAUUGUGUUCAUUAAAUUCGUAUACCGCCCUUCAUCCAUAGAUCUCAGGGCGGUUCACAACAUAAAACUACAAUCUGAAAAACGCAAAAUACGUAAUAAUUUCAAAAAUUGUGCUCAUCUCCUGCCUGAGGGCUUCUCAUAAGCAUCUGGUUCCAUACUGGGAGAACAGGAUGUUGGAACGGAUGAGAUUUGGGUCCAGCAGAGCUCUUCCUUAUGAGGAAGAGGGCCUCAUCAUGAGUCGGACCUUUGGUCCAUCUAACUCAGUAUUGUUGACAUCAGGGCAGCCUCCAGAUGUUGAUGAACUCCAGUUCCCACCAUCCCUGACCAUUAGCCAUGCUGGCUGGCUCUGCUGGGAAUUGUAUUCUGGGGUGCAACAUGUUGGCACUUGCUGGUCUAUACUUAGCAGAAGUGCCAACGUGGCCCCAUGACCAUGGGUGCUAUGCAGCAUGCAUGGCCCAGGCACUGAAAUUUGUGGGUGCCCGGAUCCUUCAUGGGGAAUUUUGUGGGUGCUCGGGCACCCAGAGCCCCAGGGAGUCGGAACCUAUGGCUCUUAGGGUUUUCAAAGGGCGGAGGAGAUACCACAUUGGAUUAGAGCAGGUGUUUCUCAAACUUGGGUCCCCAGCUGGUGUUCGACUACAACUCCCAUCACCCCGACCACUGGUUCGGCCAAGGGUGAUGGGAGUUGUAGUCCAACAACAGCUGC